This is a messenger RNA of Spizellomyces punctatus DAOM BR117, 2240 nucleotides long. RefSeq lists its product as uncharacterized. The record is from RefSeq and is a predicted model, not a curated record. Gene Ontology annotation, molecular function: K48-linked deubiquitinase activity; cysteine-type deubiquitinase activity; cysteine-type carboxypeptidase activity. Gene Ontology annotation, cellular component: cytosol; cell periphery. Gene Ontology annotation, biological process: protein K48-linked deubiquitination. The transcript has 2 exons. Lineage: Eukaryota; Fungi; Chytridiomycota; Chytridiomycetes; Spizellomycetales; Spizellomycetaceae. Bases 93 to 2075 code for a protein of 660 amino acids.
CGUAACCAGCGUUCAGAGCGCGUGCUUUCUUGAUAAACAGUCUUUUGUGUGCACGACGAGGGCUGAAGGAGUUUGGGCUUUUGGGUUGAACAAUGUCAGAGCAGCAGCAGCAGCAGCAGCUCACAGCAGCAGCAGACGACGACGACCCAUAUUCAUACGAGAUACAUGACGGCCCAGAGCAAAAGUCACCAUCCUCGCGGGCUGGUAGCGAUGCCAAAGCGAGCGACACAACCGUCGAACAUGAACAACCCCAGGAUAUCAACCUCUCUUCAACCGCGGCAGGCGAAAUUGAACGCACAGUCAGCUCUCCACCAUCUGACGUUGCUGCUAUAAACGACAAGGAUGUACAAGCGCCUCCCGUAGAGCCUACGGCAAAUACCACACAGGCUGCGAACGCGAACGACUCUAUCGUGCCGGAGAAGCAUGUGGGUCUCCUUGAGGAGCGCCAAGCACCAGCAGAAAGAGCACAAGAGUCGCUAUCACAAGAGGAACCGGGCGUGUCCUCUCUGCAUGAAGCUACCCUAUUGAAUGUCUCAAAGUUGGAAUCUGUACCGUCACAAUCGCAGUCUUUGCCAACUGAGCUGCUAGCUUCCACCCCAACCACAUCACACCAUCCAGAAAUAACCGACUCUACGAAAGAGGUUGAGACACGUUCACACACAGCAACAAGUCAAUCCAUUGAAAAUACAGCAGAGAACACGGGAAACGCUCCAACUGUAGCAGAUGGGACGUCCCAAGAACAACAUGAGCCUCAGCGUCCGCCUGUUGGUCCUCGUCGCUCAUCCCUUCCGUCACCUUCGCCGCACCCUCCCCCGCAGUCCGAUCUUCCCGCACAGCAAUCGGCUGAUAAAUCUUACAGACUUAAACCGAUCACGUACUUGGAUCCAAGGACGGAUACCCCACGAAGACUCAAGAUUAUCACGCAAAAUCGCAAUGGACCUUGUCCGCUCCUCGCACUCUGCAAUGUGCUGCUGUUGAGGGGAGAUAUCGAAAUCAGAUAUGAAAGAGAUGAAGUGGAUUAUGAAUAUAUUGUUGAGCUAAUAGGAGACUGGCUGACAACCCGGCUACCCCUGAGUAGUCCCAAUGCAUCAUCCCCUACAUCACCAUCGUUUUCAUCCGUCCGUCAUACAUCCGCAGACUUUUCAAAGAAUUUCACAGAUGUCCUUGAGAUCAUACCAACAUUACAAACAGGAUUGGAUGUCAAUGUACGCUUCGAUUCACCCUUCUCCUUCGAAGUAACCUCCAGUCUCCUGGUGUUUGAUCUCUUCAAAAUUAUAUUAUGUCAUGGCUGGACCGUAGAUCCCCAAGAUGAGGAGACGUAUCGUGUGGUAGUUUCUGAAUGCGGAAGUUACAAUCAAGUUGUGGAAAAGGUUAUCGAGGGUGAGAUUGCAGCGGCACAUCAAGCAAAAGGCAAAGAGAAAAUGGUGACCGAAGAAGAAUAUGAAGAGGCAUCUCGGAAGCGCGACCAACUCAUUCAUGAGGGCCUUGUAUGCAAAGGGUUUUUAGAUGCAACCGCGUCACAGCUGACCUACCAUGGACUACAAACUCUAUGUGAAACUUUGGAACCUAAUUCGCUGGCGGUAUUAUUCCGCAACAAUCAUUUUUGCACUUUGUUCAAGCGGGUCGGAAAGGACGGUACAAUUGCAUUGUAUACACUUGUUACCGACCAAGGAUUCGUAGGAGCCGAAGCUGUCGUGUGGGAGACAAUGGAUAACGUGGAAGGAGACUCGUCAUUUGUGGAUGGUUGCUUUAACCGAUUCGAAACGUCUGGCGAAUCAGAGCAUAUCCCGAGUGCAAACCUUUCAGGAGGACAACAGCCUAGCAUGAUCGGCCUGGAGGACUACGUGGAUGUCGGAGGUCAAGGACGCGAGGCCACUCAAGCGUCAUCGGACUUGGCGCUAGCACUCUCACUCCAGGAGGAGGAGAACGUCAGACAUGAUGCAUAUGUGCGAAGACAGCAAGAGGCGGAAUAUGCGAGUCAUAGUCAUGGGAGGGCAGGGCAAGGUGAUACCUCGCGCAGGAGCAGCGGGAGCGCAAAGGGAGACAAGAAGAAAGACAAGUGUCUUGUUAUGUAAUUGUGAUUGUGUUUAUACCACACCACUUGUAUUCGUACCCUACCAUUUUGAUAUGAAAUCCUAUACGGCACUGAUACAUACAAGUACUUGUCAUUUGAGGAAAAUACAAUCGGCAUUGCAGUAUGAGCUGCUUUCCGUUCUUGCGCUUUCCUAUGCAUUUGCAGU